Molecule: messenger RNA, 2157 nt
Organism: Brugia malayi
Lineage: Eukaryota; Metazoa; Nematoda; Chromadorea; Rhabditida; Onchocercidae
Exons: 13
Coding region: 1-2157 (718 amino acids)
Source: RefSeq, a predicted model, not a curated record
AUGAUUUCCAAGGAUAUGGAUGCUGAUAUUGAUGUGACAUCGAUGACCGAUGAUGGUAUCCUGAAUCCAUACAAAGUUUCAUUAAAUAGUGACAAGAAUGUCGAUAAGGAGGUUUAUUUAAGUAAACUUACGGAAAGUAAACUCGCACAAGCGUUGGAAGAACAUAUAUUUAACAGAGAAAGUGUUGAGCCAGAACAAAAUGAAAGUUUCGAAAGCAGCGACGGUAAUUCAUAUGGCACAAGACAGUCGAGAAAGAAUCCAUCACUGUGGCAAAGACCAGAUGUUCGACGUAUCGUGGAGGAUUUCAUCAACAAAGAUAUAACUUCAAGAGGUGCAGCCAACAAAAUUUCUGAUAUUUUAGGUCGCAAUGUUUCUCAUUCUACUGUAUUAACAUAUGCUAAUAGGUUAUUGCGGGGAAUAAUAAAACGUGAAGUGGAGGAAGAACCAGCAUAUCAAGUUCAGGUUGAACCCGAUGAUUCACCAGCGCCGGUUGAUGAAGUCGGAUAUGACGUGCAUUUUGAGCUUGUGAAAACGAGUCGUGGUAACGAUAACGGUUUAGCAAUUUAUGAAGACAAUGGUUUUGUUCGUGUUUAUCGCCGCACUAGUACAACGGGUCGAAGCGCAUCGUAUCGCUGCUCCACAUGUGAUCAUUUAUAUGAAAAACUUGGCCAGGGUGAACGGCCAACAAUUAAAAUGCGUGAUAGCAUCAUCGUAACGGAUCCGUUUCCGACACAUAAUCAGUUGUGUACACCUACACCGGUGGAUGUAUUCCGCAGAACGCAGGAGGAUCUAGAAGCACGGCAACUCAAUAUGUGUAGGCGUGUAUUAACCAAUUCGCGUUUCAAGGAAAUGAGGUGGGCAAGAUCUUUCGAUACCGUUGGAUAUGUGGUAAAACCACCAAAUGAAGAAGAAGCAAUCAAUAAAUGCAUUGAAAGUUUGUUGACAAGAUGUCGUGGCUCAACAGAUAUGGAGGAGGAGGACAAGGAAGCUGUACUGAGAGACUUAAUUGAAGGCUACAAGCGUGGAGAAGUUUCAAGUUUGACGGAACUUGCAAAACUGAUCAAAGAAAAUCUAGAUAUUGAUGUAUCUAGCCCUACUCUUUGUCGAUAUCUUAAAAAACAGACCGAUGAUAAGGCUGACUCACCGACUGAACCAGAUGAAGCCGACACCGUUCUGAUAGCUCGACCAGGACUUUCGAAGUACUUGAAUGAAACACUCAUUACUGUACCAGAAAAUGAAGGCUUUCGGCAGUAUUCGUAUAUGAAAACUUCAUCAGAUAAUGUUCGGUCGUAUUACAGAUGCCUUGGGUGUUCUCGUGCGAAGCGCCUUUAUGGACCAGACCGGCAAGCAUAUGUAAAAGUAGAAUAUGGUGAGAUAAUCGAUAGGCCACUUCACCAUCGAAGAUGUGAACCGCUGUCAGAAGAAAGUGUUUUAGUCCAAAAUCUGGAUCGUGAGUGUCGUAGAAGUAUCAGGAAAGGUGAAAAAAAUCCACGGGAAGCUCAUGCGGAAGGGCUAGAUAAAAUGGCUGAAAUAGAAGCAUCAUUUUCUGGAGAUGAAAACAUACAUGGUACGUUGCAAAAGCUUUUCCCUUCAUGGGAAAGAGUUAAAGCGGCAUAUUUCCGUCAAAGAGAUUUGCUAAAGAAGGCAGCAAUAGCAGCGGAACUAGGCGAAGGAACGUACCAAAGCAGUGUUCAUGGUAGCGAAAUUGGUCGCUAUGAAGAAAUUGAAGGAAAUGAAAGUUUCUUAGCACCUCCCGGCGCAGCAGUCGAGCUCACACCUGAGAUGAAUGCACUGAAAAAUCAAUUAUUAUUUGAUGUACAGCAAGCCAUUCGAAGAGAGGUCACACGAGCAGUUACUCGUACCACUACCCUGAUGGAGCAACGGUUUGAUGCGAAAAUUAUGCAAAUUUUCGAUGACAUAUUUCGGACGCAAAAUGAAGACGAAGUUUUGGAAGCAGGGGUAAUCGAUGAAUAUGCACUCCAGGAAUUCCCGUCAACUUCAUCCACUUUGUCGUAUUCUUCACAGAAACGGCGUCGUUUAGAGAGCAUUGGAGGGAAUGAAAGAAUUAACGAUACACCCUUUUCAAUUCCUGCCUGUUAUUUGAAGCGAAAUAGAUUGGUCAUCCGAGAAGUUGAGAGAAAAAAAAGUUCUAUCUAA